GUGUUCAUAUGAUGGUUCACUUGCCCUAGAACUACUAGCUCUCAUUCAUUUUCUUCUUCUCCUUCUAUGCUCUAAUUAAUUCGGUGUUGGUUUUUUCACACGUGUGAGCAAACAAACAUGGAUGCUGGCCACGCUCCGCCAUAUGGUCUAACCCUAGCUGAGUUUUCCGAGCUGGAGGGCCUCAUCGACGCGUACCACAAAUUCGAGCCGUCGCCGAACACAUGCACGUCGCUAAUAACGCAGAAAAUCGAAGCUCCGGCACAGCAAAUUUGGCCGUUGGUCCGGAACUUCGACAACCCUAAAAAAUACAAGCACUUCAUCAAGAGCUGCAACAUGAAAGGCGACGGCGGAGUUGGGAGCAUAAGGGAGGUGACGGUGGUUUCGGGGCUCCCGGCGUCGACGAGCACCGAGAGGCUGGAGAUUUUGGACGACGAGAAGCACAUAAUAAGCUUUAGAGUUAUGGGAGGGGAGCACAGGCUUAAUAACUAUAGGUCGGUUACUUCGGUUAAUGAGUUCGUUAAUUGCGAUGGUGAGGAGGGGAAUAAUCAGGUGUACUCGAUUGUUUUGGAGUCGUAUGUGGUGGACAUACCAGGAGGGAACACCGGGGAGGAUACAAAGAUGUUUGUGGACACUGUGAUCAAGUUGAACUUGCAAAAGCUUGGAGUGGUGGCUAUGGCGGCGAAUGUUGUGCAUGGCAACACUGGAGGAGGACAUGAUCAAUCAUGAAUUGACUAUUAUAAUUUUUAUAAAAAAAAAAUCAAAUUUUAGUGGUUAGCGCAUUGCUGUUAAUUUUGAUGCAAGUUGAAUAUUGUUCCCAUUUCUUCUUUUUUAUUUUAUGAUUUUUAUUUCACUUGGUACAGUGGGGGAUUUGAUAAAUAUGUACAUUUUUAUUUGGUUGCGGGGAUAGGAAAGAGAUUAUCUCUGGAUCUUUUUCACCAAAGUUCACGGAUUAAGUGAUUUGGAUUUUUGAAAUUUGAUCACAACGGUUAUAAAAACAGAGGUUCAUUUUAAAAGUUAUAAUAAUUUUAGUUGUUUGAUCAAAUUUUAAGAGCUCCGAUCACUUGAUCUGUAGGAUUUGGUGGAAAAGAUUCGGAUAUAUAAAUGGUAGCUUCAUCAAGGUAGUCUAUUUUUUCGAGGUCAAAAAGAUUCACAAAGUCAUUUAAACGUUUUCUGGCUACCAUCGUCAUGAAUUGAAUCCAGAAUGUAAUAUGUGAAA
Malus domestica (apple) is the source of this 1216-nucleotide messenger RNA. Its product is annotated as abscisic acid receptor PYL2-like. Gene Ontology annotation, cellular component: cytoplasm; nucleus. NCBI's taxonomy places the organism in Eukaryota, Viridiplantae, Streptophyta, Magnoliopsida, Rosales, Rosaceae. The record is from RefSeq and is a predicted model, not a curated record. Gene Ontology annotation, molecular function: protein phosphatase inhibitor activity; signaling receptor activity; abscisic acid binding. Gene Ontology annotation, biological process: abscisic acid-activated signaling pathway.